This is a messenger RNA of Miscanthus lutarioriparius, 1011 nucleotides long. The record is from the annotation of a GenBank genome assembly. Lineage: Eukaryota; Viridiplantae; Streptophyta; Magnoliopsida; Poales; Poaceae.
AUGGCGCAGAGGACCCUCCGAUCCAAGGCGCCGGCCAACCAAAAGGGGAAGGCCAUUUACUCUGCCUCUGCCAGCUGCUGGGAGCGGGGUGAGAGCUCCGGCGUAAAUGCUCAGGAUGGGGAUCCCCUUUCACCAAAUUGGCAGGUCUCAAGGAAAAAGCACUGGUGGUGCAAAGAUCCAGACCUGCAAGCGGCGAACUCCGGGAAGCCACGCCGCAUGGAAGAGCACCCCGCUCCGGGGCAUCCCAUGGCGGACCGCGACGGCUAUAAAAAGCACCUCGCCGGCCGGUGCCGCGGUACAACUUCCGCGUCACCAGACUCACCUCUGCCUCCUUCCUUGCGGACUUCAAGUUCGCGCCUGAAAGGGACAGGUCCAUCUACAAGAGGUCCAUCAACAUCGGCAGCUCACCACUGUCCAUCAGGCCGUGGUGCCACUGAGACAACCUGGUGGUACCACGUCAAGGUGACCAUGGAGAACGUCCUGCUGGAGGCGUGGAAUGAAGACGGCGUCAAGCUGAUCCUGGGCGACGCGUGCAUCUUCGACAGGCUCGACAGUCACUCCGCGUCGAGGGAGUCGAGAGACUCGCAGUUCCUCACCUGCUGGGUUUGGAUGGAGAGCGCAGACGUCCUUCCGAAGGCCAUGGAGUACUGGUACUUCGCGGCGAAGGCUGGACAGGCACUCGACAUCCUCAACCUGCCAUCCCCUGCCCGCAUCCCAUCCACGCCGCCGGUGGGUAAAUUCAGCGACAAGGUCAUCCUGAUCCACCUGGUGGGGUACGAGGACUGGACGCCGCGGACUCCUAGAACGUCGAGCUCUGGGACCUCCUCGGAGAACGGGAGUUCGGCGCCGACUUUCGUCCCAUUCGACUGGGCCGCGGGGGGUCCUGGACGGCCGUCAGCCUGCACAGGCGCGCCCACCGCGCACUGGCGCGUGCAGCCCACUGGUGACCCAGCUGCCGCGUCACGACCGCGACCCCGACAACGACCACAACGGCCCGCGCCGCCACCAUGA